CCCCACAGAGCCGCCAUAGCCGCCCGCUUCCUUUAACCCAACGUCCUCGCCGCCGGCUCCGCGCCUCCGCCAUGGCCGAUGUGGAAGACAGCGAAGAGCCCUGCGCCUUGUCAUCCCACUCCGGGAGCGCAGGCUCCAAGUCGGGGAGCGACAAAAUGUUCUCGCUCAAGAAGUGGAACGCGGUGGCCAUGUGGAGCUGGGACGUGGAGUGCGAUACGUGCGCCAUCUGCAGGGUCCAGGUGAUGGAUGCCUGUCUUAGAUGUCAAGCUGAAAACAAACAAGAAGAUUGUGUUGUGGUUUGGGGAGAGUGUAAUCAUUCCUUCCACAAUUGCUGCAUGUCCCUGUGGGUGAAACAGAACAAUCGCUGCCCUCUCUGCCAGCAGGACUGGGUGGUCCAAAGAAUCGGCAAGUGAGAGCAGUAGAAGGCUUUCUUGGUUCGCAGCCCUGGUAGAUUUGCUGUCAGGUGCCCAGUGAAGGCUAGAACACUCCAGGGAACUAAUUCUUCAGAUAGGAGUCGCUGGAUCUGUGGUUCUUUGGGACUCAUCAAAGGCAUGGUUUAGCAUUUCGACAGUUUUAAUUUUCAAGAUUCUCUACAAUUAAGAAAAUAAUUUAUUAAAGAUGGUCUUUCCUACCUCUGGUAUGUGUCACACACGCUGCUUUUAAAAGUGCUAAAAAGGAGAGAAUUCCAGGUGGAAUGAAAUUUAUAAUUUACCUAUCUAUAUACAAGGAACUGUGGAAACAGUUCCAUUCACAGGAGAGCUUUUUGCAUGCUUCUGGUUGAUCAGUUAAAAAGAGAGAGAAUGUUAUAGUGACAAAUAAAGUGCAGUUUAAAACCUAACUCUUAUCCUCAAUUUGUUACUAAUAUUUUUAUGGGAAGAAGGGACAAUUCAUGACAUCUUUAUUUGAUAUAAUGAUAAUUUUGAUUUUGGACCAGGGUAAAUAAAAUCUUUCAGGCAAAUGGAAUUUUAAUUGCCUUUGAAGUUAUUCUCUUAUCUUUGACUCAUCAAGAAAACCAGAAUCUAUAUUUAUCUCAGUUAAAUCAUUGAGUGUUAAAGGACAGAGCUAUUUUCUAGUCCAGGUCAGAUUAUGUUGUUAUUGUACAUUUUAGACAAAAUACUAAUGAGGGGGAACUAUUUACCAGUGCAGCAUUGGAUUAAAAAGUUAAUCACAGUGUUUUAAUAAAUUAUUUAUUCUGUUUA
Marmota flaviventris (yellow-bellied marmot) is the source of this 1199-nucleotide messenger RNA. RefSeq names its product ring finger protein 7 (gene Rnf7). Gene Ontology annotation, molecular function: zinc ion binding. Lineage: Eukaryota; Metazoa; Chordata; Mammalia; Rodentia; Sciuridae. The record is from RefSeq and is a predicted model, not a curated record.